This is a messenger RNA of Helianthus annuus (common sunflower), 2299 nucleotides long. RefSeq names its product G-type lectin S-receptor-like serine/threonine-protein kinase At4g27290. The transcript has 7 exons. The record is from RefSeq and is a predicted model, not a curated record. Gene Ontology annotation, biological process: protein phosphorylation; recognition of pollen. NCBI's taxonomy places the organism in Eukaryota, Viridiplantae, Streptophyta, Magnoliopsida, Asterales, Asteraceae. Bases 20 to 2299 code for a protein of 759 amino acids. Gene Ontology annotation, molecular function: protein serine/threonine kinase activity; ATP binding.
UUUCCGCGCUUUAUGUUCUAUGUUAACUAGUUCUAUUGCAGUAGACACUUUGUCCCCAAAUCAACUCAUCAGAGAUGGUGAUACCAUAUUUUCAUCCGGAGGAAUGUUUGAACUAGGAUUUUUUAGCCCGGGUAACUCCAACAACAGGUAUCUGGGAAUAUGGUACAAAAACGUUUCAAAUGGCACCGUUGUCUGGGUUGCCAAUAGAGAUACCCCGCUGAACACUGCUUCGGGCCUCCUAAGAGUCAGUAGCAACGGUAUCCUGCGACUUGUUUCUAUUGGUAAUAAUACUAAUUCCACUAUCUGGUCAUCUUCGUUUUCAUCUUCAAGUAAUGGUACUAAUUCAGUGGCACAGCUAUUAGACAAUGGAAAUCUUGUAAUAAGGGAAGGAAAUAGGAUUAUAUGGCAAAGUUAUGAUUACCCUGGCGACACUUAUCUCCCAGGUAUGAAAGUCGGCAAGGACUUGAUUACAGGCGUAGACAGGAAAUGGACAUCAUGGAAUAGCCUUGAUGAUCCUUCUCCGGGUCGGUAUGUUUUAUGGAUGGAUACAAAUGGUUUCCCACAGAUAUUUGUGAACCGGAGUUUGGUUUUGCACACGAGGUUUGGACCAUGGAAUGGGGUUAGAUUUAGUGGCAUGCCUAGUUUGACAACAAACCCCACAGCAGUAAACGAGUUUGUUAUCAACGAGAAGGAGAUAUAUUAUAUGAUCAAAGCUGAUAGUGCAGUUGUGUCAAGGAUACACUUGAACCCUGAAGGUGAUUUGACACGCAUGAAUUGGGUUAACAGCACCCAAAGUUGGCUUACGAUUUUAGUUACAGCACCCUCUGAUAGUUGUUCGCCAUAUGGAAUAUGCGGUCCAUAUGGAACUUGUAACACUAGAAAUUUCCCUAUUUGUAGUUGUCUGGAAGGUUUUGUGCCCAAGCGCCCAGAGGAAUGGAAUGCGGGAGCCUGGUCAAGUGGGUGUGUACCGAGAACUCCUUUGGAUUGUGGGAAUGGGAAUGAGAAUGGGUUCAAAAGACUUUCAGGUGUAAAACUCCCAGAUACCCGAAGUUCAUGGUAUGAUUCGAGUACGAAUAUAGGGGAGUGUGAGACGGAGUGCAGGAGUAAUUGCUCUUGUACCGCGUAUGCAGAUUUGGAUAUUAGAAAUGGUGGAAGUGGAUGCUUGCUAUGGUUUGAUGAGCUAGUGGAUAUUAGGGAAUACAAUGAAACACAAGUUCUUUACAUUAGAAUGGCCAGGUCCGAAUUAACAAACUUAACACGAGAAUAUUCAGAGUAUGACGGUCGGAAAGAAGAUAUUGAUUUACCAUCUUUUAGCUUGUCUAUCAUUGCCAAGUCUACAAGUAACUUUUCAAGCACCAAUAAGCUUGGACAAGGUGGCUUUGGUCCCGUCUACAAGGGUGUGUUAGAUGAUGGUCGAGAAAUAGCGGUGAAGCGAUUGUCAAAAUCUUCAAGACAAGGACUUGAUGAGUUCAAGAAUGAAGUUAGAUGUAUUGCCAAACUUCAGCAUCGAAAUCUUGUUAAACUUUUAGGAUACUGCAUCCAAGGAGAUGAAAUAAUGUUGAUUUAUGAAUACAUGUCCAACAAAAGUUUGGAUAUAACUCUAUUCGAUAUUAGUCGAAGGUCAAUGCUUGAUUGGCCACAACGGUUCCAUAUUAUCCAAGGGAUUGCUCGUGGGCUUCUUUAUCUGCAUCAGGACUCUCGGCUUCGGGUGAUUCACAGAGAUUUGAAAGCUGCAAAUAUUUUGUUGGAUCAGGACAUGAGCCCUAAAAUAUCAGACUUCGGUCUUGCUAGAAGAUUUAAAGGCUAUGAGACUGAAGCCAAUACCAACAAAGUGGUCGGAACCUAUGGUUAUAUCGCUCCAGAAUAUGCAUUGCAUGGGCUUUUCUCAAUUAAAUCAGAUGUAUUCAGCUUUGGAGUUCUAGUGUUGGAAAUAGUGAGCGGACAGAAAAACCAAGGGUUCACUCAUGAACAACACAGUGACAGCCUUCUAGGACAUGCAUGGAGACUCUAUAAAGAAGAAAGAUCCCUGGAGCUUGCUUGUACCCAACUGAGGAAUACAUGCGUUGACUCUGAAAUAAUCCGAUCAAUACAUAUUGGUUUGUUAUGUGUACAACAUCACGCGGAAGAUAGACCAACUAUGUCAUCUGUUGUUGUAAUGUUGGAUAAUGAGAGUACGCUGCCACCACCAAAACAACCUGCAUUUUACACUGAAGUUUAUCCUGAAAUCAACAACCUUUCAUCGAUCCCAACAGAUAAUUCGGUUAAUAAUGUCACAAUAACAAUCUUAGACGCACGAUAG